UGGCUAGCAGCUAAAGCUAAAAUGGUUAUCAUCACAUUCAAACGCUUAUUUAACUUAACACAUCAGUAAGCAGGCAUCAAGUUAUAGUUAGCGAGCGGUUGUGAUAUUUGUAGAAGAUGUAACGUGUUAUUUUCACGUUGGUCUCAAUGGUGGAUCUGUUGGGACUGUUUGUUAUUGUUGACUAGCGUCUGUAGCUUAAGGGGGUUGUUAGCCGUUAGCUAAAUCCUAGUGUCGGCAAUUCUAGUGAACGUCAGUGGCUAGCUGGCUAAUAACAGUUUCCUCAAAGGCUGAGGUGGUCGUUGACUGAGACAUCACACUCAGAGGUGCAACUUUGGUUAACAAAACAAUUAAACCAUAUCGCUAGGCACUUGAUAAUAAUCUGAAACCUCUCGUGAUCACAGAAAAGGCUUCAGGGACUUCCUCUGGAUCUCCACCCCUCUGCACCGCUUCUUCCACACGUCACUACAUCUGAGAAGAUGCACCUGAGCGACACGAGUCCAGAGGUGAACCCCCACGAAGAACACAGACCACCUGGAACACAGGACCAGGAUCACAGAGCAGCAUCUACAGAAGAAACUUUAAGGCGGCCAGAACCUAAACACAGCAGCUCCCAUGAACAGCCUCAGAAGAAGCCGUCGAAACAAUGCCAGGGGCCUCGCAGACUCAAGAAGAAAUACGACUGUCCGGCCUGCGGGAGAGUUUUCUCUAACAACACCGCUCUGCAGCGACACCUUGUGAUUCACUCGGGGAAAAGGCCGUUUAAGUGCUUCAUAUGUGGGAGAGGAUUCACGCAGCGUGGAAACCUCAAAACGCACAUGAAAGUUCACAAAGGAGAGUUACCAAAUUGGACAUUAGUUCAAGAGAAGAGCCCGCCUAAAGAGUCUCCUGCAACGGUUCAUGUGUGUGGAGAGUGUGGCAUGGACUUCCCUCAGAAACACCAGCUGGAGAAACACCACCAGAGUCACAAAAAGCCUUACGCGUGUCCCGACUGUGGCAAGACAUUCAAAAACGAAUAUUAUUUUAAAAUACAUAAGCGCAUUCACUCUGGAGAGACGCCUUUCCUCUGUUCGGAGUGCGGGAAGAGUUGUGUCACAGCAGACUCGCUUAAAAAACACGAGUUGACGCACACUGGAGAAAAGAACUUCCGCUGCGAUCAGUGCGGGAGGGCGUUUUCACAAUCCUCCCACCUCAACGUGCACCUCAAGACUCACACCGGAGAGCGGCCUCACCUCUGCUCAAUCUGCGGUAAAAGCUACUCCAAAGCAUCCGUUCUGAAAGUUCACCUGCGAGUUCACACCGGAGAGAAACCGUAUACUUGUGAGAAGUGUGGCAAGUGCUUCUAUUACUCUCAAGGUUAUCGAAAGCAUCUGAAGAUUCACGACAAGAAGCCAAAACCUCGAACAAAACCGCUGGGGAGACCAAAACAAAAUAGUCAGAUGGGCUCUGAAAACCCAGAGGUCUUCGGACCAGCUGUGAUCCUCGCAGAGGAGGAACCGCAAGAAAUUGGAGGCCUGAUCAACUCUGACGGAGAAGAAGUGGAUUUCUCAGAUCUCAGAGAGAGCGCCAUCCCUGGAACCGUGCCUGCAGAUGCUCCCUCCAAGACUUUCGAUCAGAGCGAGAAUGAAAAACCGCCGUGUCUUCACAGCUGCUCAGUGUGCGGGAAAGACUUCCCUUACGCCUCCAAACUUCAGCGCCACUUACGCACUCACUCGGGAGAGCGGCCUUUCCCCUGCUCCAUGUGCGAGAAGAGAUUUCCAGAGAAGGGGCUGCUCAUGAUCCACGAGAGGACCCACACCGGGGAAAAGCCCUUCCCGUGCACUUUCUGCGAGAAAAGAUUCGCCAGCCAGGGCGAGCUCCGGCUGCACCGGCGGACACACACCGGGGAGAGGCCGUAUCACUGCUCCAUCUGUCUGAAGAGCUUCUCCCGACACUGGCAUUUGAAGACGCACUUAGAGGCGAUGCACUCUGAGGUCGUCGCGGGCUUUACAAGGAAGAAGUUCCCGUGUUCGGACUGUGAGAAGAGCUGCAACUCAGCUGCUGAGCUGAGAGAUCAUCAGAGGACUCACACCGGAGAGAGGCCCUACCAGUGCUCCUUCUGCGACAAAAGGUUUGCCUUGUCGGGUACACUUGUGAGACACGAGCGCCUCCACACUGGCAUUACGCCCUACCACUGCUCCGACUGCGGGAAGACAUUUGCCCAGCAGUGGACGCUGACGACACACAUGCGGACUCACACGGGAGAAAAACCCUACAGCUGCACGCAGUGCGAUAAGUCCUUCGUAGCUCCAGGAGAGCUCCGGAGGCACACCAGGAUCCACACGGGGGAGAAGCCGUACACGUGCAAGGACUGCGGGAGGCACUUCUCACUGGCAGGAACUCUGAGAAACCACAAAAGGUCGUGUACGCAGAACAAGAAUGGAGCAGUUACAGAUGUCGUCUUGGACACAGUUCCAGCUGCAGCUGGUGAAUCAUCGCAGCCGGACCUGGCCAACAACGUCAGCUCCGAGGUGUCGGUCAGUGAGAGUUUGACCAGUGCAGUUGAGCCCCCUCCCGCAGAGGGUCCUAACUGUGACAAAGCAGCUGAGUGUGAAAAUAACCCGCAAGAACCAGAAGACCGAGCGGAGGACGUGGUUUCCAGUCCACUUAUGAAUGUAAUAGUGAAAGAGGAGGAAGAAGAGGAGCCGUUGUGCGAAGAAGCUCCUGGCCAGCUGUCCGGUAGUGAGGAUUGCAGCGUGCGGGAGGAAACUGAAGAGCAGCAUCAGGACAGCAACACAGAAAUUCGGAUUACAGUGAAGGAGGAAGAAGAUGAACUUAUUAACAUGUCUGAAGGGGAUCCCGAUCACGUCUCUGACAGCGAUAAAGACAGUCCUCCAGCCUCACCAGGGCAGGAACAGUGUAACGACAGUCUGACGAAGAGCUCCUACUGCUGCGGGCUCUGUGGAAGAGACUGUCACAAGAUGUCUGCCCUCCAGAUCCACAUGCGGAUUCACUCGGGAGAGAAACCCUACCAGUGCUCUCUGUGUGGCAAGCAGUUCACCCAGAAAGGUCAACUCAAGGGUCACCAGAAGGUCCACACGGGAGAGAAACCGUUCUGCUGCCCGGACUGCGGGAAGAGCUUCGCCCACUCGGGGGCCAUGAACAGACACCGGCUCACACACACGGGGGAGAGGCCCUAUCACUGCUCCGUGUGCGAAAGGAGCUUCAACCAGUCCGGCCGCUUGAGGGAGCACGAGAAGAUCCACUUCGGGGAGAAGUUUGACUGUCCCGAGUGUGAAAAGAGUUUCACGCGAGCGUCGAGCCUCAAGAACCAUUUCCGGCUCCACACGGGAGAGAGGCCGUACGCCUGCGACGUCUGCGGGAGAGGCUUCAGCCGCUCGCAGAGCCUCAGGCUCCACAAACGGAAACACGAGCAGACUCACCCCGAGGAGGAGUCGGCAUUCGGCGCGAGGAGCGACGAUUUAUCACAAAGCGACGAUAACUCUCCGAUUAAUAUGUGUAUAGCAGACAAAAAUGAGUGAUAAGGUAUUCAUAUGAACCAUAGAGAACAGUAGUCGUGUAUAUAUAUCUAUACAAGAUUUUAGGCAGUUAAACAUGAACUGAAAGAGGGAGGGGGGGGGGAGUAAGGGACUACCUCAGUGGACAGACCGCCGUUAGAACUUUGCGUGGUCGCUCGCUAAAGAAGUAUUGAAGCUAAAAUAUUGAACUCCCUGAAAUGAAUAAACAAAUGUGUCAAAUGAUGUUCAGCAACUAAGAGUUUAACACAAAAUGACCAAACAAAUAUAACACAACUUAGGUAAAAUCUUGGAAACUGUUAAACGAUAAAUUUUAGAAGUCAUAUUUACUGUCUUUUAUAUAUUAGUUGAAUCAAGAUAUCACAUUUAUAGUAUUUAUUGUAGUACAAAUGGGUCAUUUAAGGUCUGUGAUUUCACAUUUGUCCAGGCAGUAUUUGUCCUUUAAACUACUUAUGUAUGUGGAAAUUGGAUACGAUGGCCAAUGAGCAGUGAAAGAAUCAGGUGAAACUGGAAUUCAUUCUGUGUGUAUGAUCUACUGAAAUGUCUGACAUAUUUUAGCCAGUAAUGAAGCAAGAGGAUUGUGAUAUUCAUCAGGGUUUUUUUUUUGUUUUUUUUGGCCAAGACCAUUUUGCCUUAGUGGUGAUGCAUCUUUAUCUCCAUUAUGAAUGAGGUUCACCUGGUUUGGACAACUCUUAAAGGCCAACAACUGUUGUGAAUAAAAGAAUCAUCCUAAAAGGCUGUGAUGGAAAAGUGAUGCCUCUGUCUAAUGGUAUGGGACAUGUUGUACUGUACAAUAAAAGUAAAUAAUACUUA
Anarrhichthys ocellatus (wolf-eel) is the source of this 4325-nucleotide messenger RNA. Its product is annotated as zinc finger protein 420-like. Gene Ontology annotation, biological process: regulation of transcription by RNA polymerase II. The coding region runs from base 477 to 3518 and encodes 1013 amino acids. Gene Ontology annotation, molecular function: RNA polymerase II cis-regulatory region sequence-specific DNA binding; DNA-binding transcription factor activity, RNA polymerase II-specific. The record is from RefSeq and is a predicted model, not a curated record. NCBI's taxonomy places the organism in Eukaryota, Metazoa, Chordata, Actinopteri, Perciformes, Anarhichadidae. The transcript has 8 exons.